AUGGUUUAUGGAGAACAUCGUACCGCUCGUGCUCGACUUCGACAUGAUCCUGUGGAGUGUAAGAUUGACAAAUUGUCGGACGAGUUGCUUGUGGCCAUUCUUUCAUAUUUAUCCCUGAAGGAAGCAGCAACAACCUCCCUUAUCUCUCGUAGAUGGAGAUAUUUAUGGCAAUAUACAUCUGGUUGUCUUGAGUUUUAUGAUGUGGAUAAAAGGCCGGAGGCAGCACUCGAGAUUAUGAAAUUUUGUUGUAAUCUGAAAUCACUUAGCCUGUUCGGUGUCAAUGCCAAGGAGGAGAUCCUUGAGUUUUUUCUCUCCAAUUGUCCAUAUCUCGAGCAAGUCUGUGUUUCAGGUUCUGAAUGUUUACGGAAUUUGAAAGUUACUGGCCCACAUCCAAGUUUGAAGUCCAUGGAAAUAUCAUGGUGUCACAAUGUCAAGGGUCUAGAGAUUGAUGCUCCAAACCUAAUGUCUUUUAAAUACAUAGGACCUGAUAUACUUGUGCCUUUUCAGAAUGUUCCGCAGUUAUCUGAGCUAACAAUUGGAAGUCACUAUUGUUAUUCUUUUAUUUUUAAUGCUGACAAGCACACAAGCUAUUCCUCUAAGCUGAGGAAGCUUAAACUAAAGUAUAUCGAUGGUUUGCGUAUCGUCGAACGUGCAGCUCGGGAGGCUACUGAUGGUUUUGUUCACAAACGUCUAAAGGUGGUGAAGUUAAUUGGUUUUACAGGGUGUAGAAGUGAUUAUAAGCUUGCGUUGCAUUUGCUAGAAAUUGGACGAGGCUCUCUUAAGAAGAUUAUCCUACAGCCUACAAGUGACAGUCACGGCUUCAAGAUUAAGAGAGUGACAUUAAUCGAAAAGCGGAGCAAGCAGCUUGAAGCAAAGUUGCCUCCAGGGGCUAAACUGGUGAUGCUAUAG
Messenger RNA from Nicotiana tabacum (common tobacco), 909 nucleotides. NCBI's taxonomy places the organism in Eukaryota, Viridiplantae, Streptophyta, Magnoliopsida, Solanales, Solanaceae. The record is from RefSeq and is a predicted model, not a curated record.